This is a messenger RNA of Grammomys surdaster, 1510 nucleotides long. It is a transcript of the gene Gpn3, whose product is annotated as GPN-loop GTPase 3. The transcript is spliced from 8 exons. Gene Ontology annotation, molecular function: GTPase activity. The record is from RefSeq and is a predicted model, not a curated record. Lineage: Eukaryota; Metazoa; Chordata; Mammalia; Rodentia; Muridae. The coding region runs from base 96 to 950 and encodes 284 amino acids.
CGAUUGGCUCCUACCCACGUUUCCGGAACUCGGUGGCCGUCGCGCGAAGGCUGAAGGGAGUGUGGCAGUCGGCUGUGUGAACCGGGAGCGCCGGCAUGCCUCGGUAUGCGCAGCUCGUCAUGGGCCCCGCGGGCAGCGGGAAGAGCACCUACUGUUCCACCAUGGUUCAGCACUGUGAAGCCCUCAACCGAUCAGUCCAGGUGGUCAACCUGGACCCGGCAGCAGAACACUUCAGCUACCCAGUGAUGGCUGACAUCCGGGAACUGAUCGAGGUGGACGAUGUGAUGGAGGACGAUUCCCUGCGGUUUGGUCCCAACGGAGGAUUGGUAUUCUGCAUGGAGUACUUCGCCAAUAACUUUGACUGGCUGGAGAACUGUCUAGGCCACGUGGAGGACGAUUACAUCCUUUUUGACUGUCCAGGUCAGAUCGAGCUCUACACCCACCUGCCUGUAAUGAAGCAGUUGGUCCAGCAGCUUGAGCAGUGGGAGUUCCGAGUGUGCGGCGUCUUCCUUGUUGACUCUCAGUUCAUGGUGGAGUCAUUCAAGUUCCUCUCUGGCAUCCUGGCGGCCCUGAGCGCCAUGGUUUCUCUAGAGAUCCCACAGAUUAACAUCAUGACGAAGAUGGACCUGCUGAGUAAGAAAGCCAAGAAGGAAAUUGAGAAGUUUCUAGAUCCAGACAUGUACUCUCUGCUAGAAGAUUCAACAGGUGACUUAAGAAGCCAAAAAUUCAAGAAGUUGACAAAAGCCAUAUGUGGUUUGGUUGACGACUACAGCAUGGUCCGCUUUCUGCCGUACGAUCAGUCAGAUGAGGAGAGCAUGAACAUCGUGCUCCAGCACAUUGACUUCGCCAUUCAGUACGGGGAGGACUUGGAGUUUAAGGAGCCGAAGGAGCAUGAAGAAGAGUCUUCCUCCAUGUUUGAUGAGUAUUUUCAAGAACGGCAGGAUGAGUGAGGUUGACUAAGAAGCCACCAUCCCGAUUGCGGCCGAGCUGUGAGGUGCUCUCCUCCUGGACGGUGUAGGAGAAGAACUUUGGGAAGCUGCUGCUUGUGCCUGUAAAGAACACUGGGCUCCAGGGCUGAGCCAGUGAGUGACCGAUCGAGUGAGCAGGCCUGGCUUGUGCUCUGAGCUCUGAAACUGCUGCUCUUCCAGGAGACUUUAUCCUGACAGUAUUGUUUGUAUUUAAAAAAAAAAAUCAAAGUAGAAAUUAAUGCACAUAGACUUGUAUAUAGUAUAAAUCAAUCUAGCCACACACAUACAUCUCUUGUGUGUAUAUGUGUGUGUGUGCUUGCGCGUGCAAUUAGAGCCAGUGGAACUUCACUUUUACAAUUGGAUUUUUAUUUUUUGAGGGGGUCUUCUUUUGACUUACUUGUUUUUGGAGAGGUACAAAUUAUUGUUACAAAAAAUAGAUAUCUACAUCAAAAUUUAAAAAAAUUAGAAGCAUAUACAUAAAUCUUAUUUUCCCAAAUCAAACAUGUAUUAUUUAUAUAAUUAAAAAUGAAAACUGUGUUUGA